AUGUCACUAUCCAUGGCUCAUUCUCUGUAUCCUGCGGCUUUGCUCGCCCUCGUGGCGACCUUUCCCUCAAACACUUUGGCUUCGCCAAUUUCACACCUUCAUAAACGCGACAUGAGCACAGGUGCCAAAGCUGGUCUCGGUGUCGGUCUCGCAGUUGUGGCCAUUAUCGUCAUUGGCCUCUUCGCCUUCUUCAUCAUCCACUUCCGCCGCUCUCGACAUCUAGCAGCUCUCAAUAAAGAACGGGCCAUCCUCGCAGGCGAGAAGAAUCAAGAUGGCUCAGACAAGCCCGAUAAAUUCGUCGAGAACCCGCCUGAGAAGUCAGCCAUGCCUCGACGAAACAAGUCGGUCAAGGACCGACUGAUGGGACCACUAUACCGCGGCAGCACCAUUGACCUGAUGCCCAUUCCCAAAGCCCACUACAACGCGAAUCGAAGCAGCACCGCCACUACACAGACUGCUCACUGGGAUAAUGUCGAUGGUCAACCUUUCCUGCACAAACCAUGGGCCGGCGGCGAAAGCUCCCCACGCCCCAGCUUCAGCAGCAAGCGAGCUACCAGAAUGAUGAUGAUGAUGUAA
Messenger RNA from Fonsecaea monophora, 576 nucleotides. RefSeq lists its product as hypothetical. The record is from RefSeq and is a predicted model, not a curated record. The transcript has a single exon. Lineage: Eukaryota; Fungi; Ascomycota; Eurotiomycetes; Chaetothyriales; Herpotrichiellaceae. Bases 1 to 576 code for a protein of 191 amino acids.